AUGUACUACACAGCCGGACAAAUAUUGCUGACCUAUAGCUCCGCAAAUCCGUCCGACUGGUCGUUUCAUCCGCUUUUCGACUUUUUGGGACUCUUUAUUAUCGCCACCGGGACUGGCGGAAUAAAACCAUGCGCCAUGACAUUUGGGGGAGAUCAGUUUGAAAAACACGAAGCGAAAAUGUUGUCCAUGUUCGUGGCCAUCUUUUAUUUCACGAUCAAUGUGGGUGCACUGGGUGCGACUUUUGUCUCGCCGAUUUUCAGAUGUACGUAGAUUUUAUGGUCGUAUUUUUGGAUUUCCUAAUUUUUAUUCAAUUUUUUAACCGUCUGCGCGACUUUCAGCUCUAUCCUGUCUUGGACAAGACAAUUGCUAUCCGUUGGCGUUUGGGAUUCCGGCGAUUUUGAUGAUUAUUUCUACAGGUAAAUUAGAAAUUAUGUAGAGGUGAGCCGCUCAAGAUGUGGCCCUGUAGAUGAAACCUUGCCGUUUUCUCAUCAGCCUUUAAUUUUACAGGGUCUUACAAAAAACGUGAAGGAAAGUCGGAGGCUAUAACUUCCGGCGGAGGCGGCGCAGAGAGUUAGUUCUUGGAAUACGUAUUUUUAAGCGAUAUUAGUUUUUGUCUACAAAAUAGCAAGGUUUUAAAAUGCAAACUGAGGUCGCUACGACCUUCUGAAGUAGAGGCAUUCCUACCCCAAAAACCAGUGUUUUUUCGGUUGAAAAUCACCGAGAAAUGUCGGAUUUUUUCGGGGUUUUCGAUUCCAUUUCGAUGCCUUACCUUUAUUUUUUCAGUAAUAUUUGCCUCAGGAAGUUGUUGGUACAAAAAACGACCAGUCAAAUCAAAUGUUAUAUUUGAUGUUAUCUCCUUGAUAUCUGUAAGUCUUCAAAAUUCAAAUAUUCUACUCAAAUUCAGCGAGCCGUUAUCGGGAAAUUCCACGAUUCAUCUGCCAGAGCUCAUUGGUUAGAGCAUUCUCUUUACAACCAUGAUUGUAACACCAAUUUAGCUUGUCUGAAGCUGAAGAGGAGGUCCAAGACUCCAGCUGCUUGUGCUAGAAUGAUCUUUAUAAACGACGUCAAGUCAUUGCUGCGUGUAAUGAUCAUGUUCAUCCCAUUGCCCAUGUAUUAUGCGCUCAUUGAUCAACAGGCCGGCGUGAUGACAAUUCAGGUAGUUUUACGGUGAAAGCCAAAUAUUUGAGUGGUAUUCUAGGCCCUCCAAAUGGACGGCAGAUUAUGGGGAGAUGUGCUCUGGUUGCCAGAUCAAAUGGCGUUGAUCAGCGUUGUCCUGGUGUUGGGGUUGGUCCCCCUAUUCACGUUUGUGAUUUAUCCGGUGGUCGGGAAAUGGGUUAAGCUCACGUAAGUUGGCACAAAUUGCUCUAAAUUUUGAUUAGUAAAGAAAAAUUUUUUUUUUACGGUUUAAUAGACCAAAAUUGUUAAUCUGCAAAUAGCAAAGAUAUUCUAUUUUAAAAAUGUCAUUAAAAUGACAGUAUAUCUCUUCCAUACACUAUAUUCUAUCAAUAUUUUCCAGGCCGUUACGAAAAAUGUGCGUUGGCGGGUUCAUUGUGGUAUUCGCGUUCCUUUUCGCCGGCGUUGUCCAACUGGAAAUUAACGUAAGUUGA
Bursaphelenchus xylophilus (pine wood nematode) is the source of this 1607-nucleotide messenger RNA. Lineage: Eukaryota; Metazoa; Nematoda; Chromadorea; Rhabditida; Aphelenchoididae. The record is from the annotation of a GenBank genome assembly.